Mytilinidion resinicola is the source of this 1891-nucleotide messenger RNA. RefSeq lists its product as uncharacterized. The transcript is spliced from 3 exons. Gene Ontology annotation, cellular component: Cul4-RING E3 ubiquitin ligase complex. Bases 17 to 1495 code for a protein of 492 amino acids. The record is from RefSeq and is a predicted model, not a curated record. Gene Ontology annotation, molecular function: protein binding. Lineage: Eukaryota; Fungi; Ascomycota; Dothideomycetes; Mytilinidiales; Mytilinidiaceae.
CCAUCCACACUUCAUCAUGGACGGCCAAGAGAUCCCGGGCUUCUACUGGGACCCCGACAAGAAGAAAUACUUCGCAAUCCUUGCAACGCACAAAGGCCCACGGCCUGAGUCGCAAUACUCCAAGGACAACAUCGAAAAUGUCACCAAAAAGUCAAAAAUCCAAAUACGACGUGAGGAUUGGGAAAAGAGAAUGAAAACAGAGCGCGUUGAACGAUCCAAAACACAUCAGUCUCCCCUCAACGCUGUCUGCUUGAAGCGAGAACUUGGGCUUCAACGACCUCUCGUGCGACACAAGGACCCAGAAGCCGAUGCUUUUGUUGGAGGCCUUGAGGCUACCGUACUCGGGCUUCCUUCCCAUAGCACGAGCAGGAUCCUCUUCUUCGACGUGGAUCCUAUCACGAAAACAGUUUAUACGGCCAAAGCCGACCGAACUAUCGAGUGUUUCGGUCUGAAAUCCGAGUCGGCACCCAAUACGAACCAUCCACGUUUUGCUCAAACAGCAAAAUUACCACAUGGCACAGAUUUGGGAACCUGGAUCUUGGCUGAUUUCGAGCGACUUGUUCACAGCUCUACGCAAAACACUACAGAACUUCCAGAUGUGGAGCAUCCUUACAGGCGAUACCAUAAGGGCCAUCGUCUCCACUGCCUUACAUCCGAAGUCUCGUCCAUGAGCAUCUGCCACCACGCUCGAACCCUCGUAACAACCUCUAUGGGAUCUGAUCGCAACGCCUGUAUUCAUCUCUCUUCCCUCGACCACGCUGUAGGAAUCUCCGAGACGUUUACCCCCAGAGAAUCCCGAACUAUCUGGACAGCCGCCCCAUCGCCGUCAUCCUCCGACAACCAUCCACCGAUCGUCGCCGUCGCCGAGUCAAACGCAGUUCGAAUAUUGACACUGUCGCCAGCCGGCGGAUGGCAAUCCUCUCUCGGCUUUGAAACCUCUACCGACGCCCGUGCGCUUGCGUGGCUUUCACCUACAACGCUUGCCGUGGGUCUCCGUGACGGCACCGUUCACCUGUAUGAUCCUCGCAGCGGACGUACCGGCCUAUGCCUGAAUCACCCACGCAGUAUCCAGAACUUGCGCCGCGCGGAUGACCCCACGCGCAUUGUUGUUUCAGGCGGCCAAUUGCUUCUCUAUGACCUCCGUAUGACGAUGGGGCGUGCUGAUAUUAGGACAAGGAGGAAGAGGAAGCGACAGAAUAGGGGCCUUUACACUGUGCGUGUACCAUCUGUGCCCGUACUCAAAUUCGACCAUAGCUUUCCGCCGACCGACAGGCAGGCUUUAGACGUACACAGCGAGCUCGGUCUUGUGGCUGCUGGGCGAGACGAUGCAUCCAUAUGUCUUUAUUCUCUCAAAACAGGCGACUUGAUCAAGUCUUUUACUCCUGCUCGCACGGAUUUCCACCACGAUAGCUUCCUACGCUUUAUGGACGAUGAGCGCGGCGUGCCAAAGAUCAUGUCUACAAGAGGGCAGGACAUCGUUGAGUUGGCUUGGUAAUGAUGUUGCCUGGGUACCACGAAAAAUUCGGAGGGCAUAUCACGGAGUCAUGGGGAUGGUGUGGACGAUACCCUGGGUAAUUAGAUUUGAUAACUGUGAGUCUGUAUACCUACUAAUUUGUACUGCUGGACUCCUUCGCAGUGCCGUGACAAGAGUUUGCGUACAUUUUGAAUGAUUUGUAAGCUCGCCAGGUCCUUUUUCGCGGCGCCAUCGCCGAUAAAGAGUAUUCCACACGAUGGGAGGCUAUGCUAGCUUUGAACGCGCAAUUGGCGCUACUGAGUCCCAUAUACCAAAACACCCCUUCCGCUAAAAACGAAAAACGGAUUUGUAGACGUAGUUGCGUAUUUGCAUUUCAGGGGAUUCGUUUGAGCUAAAUCACCGAAACCGUUAUUGAUC